Molecule: messenger RNA, 3237 nt
Organism: Phragmites australis (common reed)
Lineage: Eukaryota; Viridiplantae; Streptophyta; Magnoliopsida; Poales; Poaceae
Product: 1,4-alpha-glucan-branching enzyme 2, chloroplastic/amyloplastic
Exons: 22
Coding region: 398-2896 (832 amino acids)
Biological process (GO): starch metabolic process; glycogen biosynthetic process
Cellular component (GO): cytoplasm
Molecular function (GO): hydrolase activity, hydrolyzing O-glycosyl compounds; cation binding; 1,4-alpha-glucan branching enzyme activity
Source: RefSeq, a predicted model, not a curated record
GAAAAGGUGUGACGCCACGCCAGCACGCUCUCAAACAACAACGGCUCCCCAGGAGGAAAAGCCUCUCCUCCGUCGGUCUGCGACUCGCGCCGGACCGCCCCGCCCAGCUCCCCACCAAAGCACGCGCUUUUCCGCCACCGCAAAGCACCAGCGCGACCCUCACCAUCGCCACGCGCUCGUGCUGCGCACGCCACCACGCAUGCAGCCGUCCGCCCCGCUGCCACUCUCGCGUGAAGGCUCACUCCCCGCUCCGCCCACCUCUCCGCGAUAUAUUGCUCCCCUCCGGCCCUCCUAAUUUUAGCACCACCAUUUCGGCCGCAGGGUUUAAGCAGCAGGGGACGACGAGGCGGGGUUAGUUCAGUUGGUUUGUUGGAUCCGAUCCGGCUGCGGCGGCGAGAUGGCGGUGGCGCCGGCAUUCGCGGUUUCCGGGGCGGCCCUCGGCGGGGCCACGCGGGCUCCCCGACCCACCGGCUGCGGGGAGCGGAGGCGCGGGGCGGAGCUACCCUCGCGGUCUCUGGUCUUCGGGCGCAAGUGCUCCUGUUUCCCUCGGGCUGUCCGCGCCGGAGGUUCGGGGAUGCGCACGGCGGCCGCGUCCGGGGAGGUGGUGAUUCCCGAGGGAGAGAACGACGGCUUGACGUCGUCCGACGAUUCGGUUCUGUACAAGUCUGAUGAACUGGAGGUACCAGUCAUCGAUGGGGAAUCGACAACAGGGGUUGGGCGUGAAGUUAAGAUCGAGUCCUCAGAGUCAAGGCACGAUGCUGGCGAGGCUGAUGCUGAAGCCUUGAACAAAAUGGCAAUAGAAUCAGCUACAGAGGAGAAACCACGAGAUGUCCCACGACCGUCAGAUGGACAGAAAAUAUACCAGAUUGACCCGAUGCUGCAAGGCUUUAAGUACCAUCUUGAGUAUCGUUACAGCCUAUAUAGGAGAAUACGUUCAGACAUCGACCUGUAUGAAGGAGGCUUGGAAGCUUUCUCCCGCAGUUAUGAGAAGUUUGGGUUUAAUCGCAGUGCUGAAGGUGUUACUUAUCGAGAAUGGGCUCCUGGAGCACAUUCUGCAGCAUUAGUAGGCGACUUCAACAACUGGGAUCCAAAUGCAGACCAUAUGAGCAAAAAUGAGUUUGGUGUUUGGGAGAUUUUUUUGCCUAACAAUGCAGAUGGUUCAUCACCCAUUCCUCAUGGAUCACGUGUAAAGGUCAGAAUGGAUACUCCAUCAGGGAUAAAGGAUUCAAUUCCUGCCUGGAUCAAAUACUCACUGCAGGCCCCAGGAGAAAUACCAUACAAUGGGAUUUAUUAUGAUCCUCCCGAAGAGGAGAAGUAUGUAUUCAAGCAUCCUCAACCUAAACGACCAAAAUCAUUGCGGAUAUAUGAAACACAUGUUGGAAUGAGUAGCCCGGAACCGAAGAUCAACACAUAUGUAAACUUUAGGGAUGAGGUGCUUCCAAGAAUCAAAAGACUUGGAUACAAUGCAGUGCAAAUAAUGGCAAUCCAAGAGCACUCAUAUUAUGGAAGCUUUGGGUACCAUGUUACUAAUUUUUUUGCACCAAGUAGUCGCUUUGGGACCCCAGAAGAUUUAAAGUCCUUGAUAGAUAGAGCUCAUGAGCUUGGCUUGCUUGUGCUCAUGGAUGUGGUUCACAGUCAUGCAUCAAGUAAUACUCUAGAUGGGUUGAAUGGUUUUGAUGGUACGGAUACACAUUACUUUCAUAGUGGUACACGAGGCUAUCAUUGGAUGUGGGAUUCUCGCCUGUUCAACUAUGGGAACUGGGAAGUUUUAAGGUUUCUUCUCUCCAAUGCUAGAUGGUGGCUUGAGGAAUAUAAGUUUGACGGUUACCGGUUUGAUGGUGUGACCUCCAUGAUGUACACUCACCAUGGAUUACAAGUAACAUUUACGGGGAACUACAACGAGUAUUUUGGCUUUGCCACUGAUGUUGAUGCAGUGGUUUACUUGAUGCUGGUAAAUGAUCUAAUUCAUGGACUUUAUCCUGAGGCUGUAACCAUUGGUGAAGAUGUUAGUGGAAUGCCUACAUUUGCCCUUCCUCUUCAAGAUGGUGGGGUAGGUUUUGACUACCGGAUGCAUAUGGCUGUGGCUGACAAAUGGAUUGAACUUCUCAAGGAAAGUGACCAAGCUUGGAAGAUGGGUGAUAUUGUGCACUCACUAACAAAUAGAAGGUGGUUAGAGAAGUGUGUUACUUAUGCUGAAAGUCACGACCAAGCACUAGUUGGUGACAAGACUAUUGCAUUUUGGUUGAUGGACAAGGAUAUGUAUGAUUUCAUGUCUCUGGACAGACCUUCAACACCUACUAUUGAUCGUGGGAUAGCAUUGCAUAAGAUGAUUAGACUUAUCACAAUGGGUUUAGGAGGAGAGGGUUAUCUUAAUUUUAUGGGAAACGAGUUUGGACAUCCUGAAUGGAUAGAUUUUCCGAGAGGUCCGCAAAGACUUCCAAGUGGUAAGUUCAUUCCAGGUAAUAACAACAGUUAUGACAAAUGCCGUCGAAGAUUUGACCUGGGUGAUGCGGAGUAUCUUAGGUAUCGUGGUAUGCAAGAGUUUGAUCAGGAAAUGCAGCAUCUUGAGGAAAAAUAUGGAUUCAUGACAUCAGAUCACCAGUAUAUUUCUCGGAAACAUGAGGAAGAUAAGGUGAUUGUGUUCGAAAAAGGGGAUUUGGUAUUUGUGUUCAACUUCCAUUGGAAUAACAGCUAUUUUGACUACCGUGUUGGUUGCUUAAAGCCUGGGAAGUACAAGGUGGCCUUGGACUCAGACGCUGGACUCUUUGGUGGAUUUGGCCGGAUCCAUCACGCUGCAGAGCACUUCACUACCGACUGUUCACAUGACAACCGGCCCCAUUCGUUCUCAGUGUAUACCCCCAGCAGAACUUGUGUUGUCUAUGCUCCGGUGGAAUGAUAGCAAGGUGCUUCUGCAUGCAUGUGUGCCGCUAUCGUCGCGAGGAAGCAAGGAAAGCAUUUAGCCAAUACAGCCAGUUGCACAGUUUGCUUUUGUGCUUCAGAUUAGGAUGUUUUCUGCAAUCCCCACCGUUGGGUUCAAUAAGGUUCUGCUUCAUCGAUGCUGGAAAGCCCAGACAUCUUCUGAAAUGCCACCGGUUUUGUAAACCAUCAUACCCCUAUAGAUCGUUGCUACCCUUUGCAAUGCCGGUUGAACAGAGAUUUUGUUUGUCUUGUCAUGCUUCAUGCCAGAUCGGAAUUCCAUUCCUUCAUUUUGUACUUUAGGCGCUAUUUAUCGCGUGA